CUUGGCCAAACCCUCGAACUCGAAGAGGGAGAGCGACCUCUGAUCCGUGGUCACAGAUCGACUAACUUGAAUUCCACAUUGGAAUCCACUCCUCAGUGAGAAUCAGCCAAGUGUGGCGCCCAACGUGGAAUCCAACUCCCAUAUGGCCCGGGCAGGAAACUCCGUUCAAGCCGACAUUUCUGGUAGAGAUCUUGAGUAAUCUGCUUGGGCUGUAAAGUUUUUCGAGAAACAGUUUUCGCGUGCAUUCCAAACGAGACGGUUCGACUUUAAGAAAAUCGCGGAGAACUCAUCGUUAUCCAUGGCAAAUGAGUUUCAGGUGUUGUUGGUGGCUAAUUGAAUGAAAAACGCCUUUAGGAAAAGCAAAAGUGCUUUCGAAAGUGAAGUGAAUUAAAUUAAAAUAAAACGAAAAGGUUUUUGUCUAAAUAUUGCUGAAAAGUAGAAAAAGUGUUACUAUUUUAUAUAGGAUACAAAGUGAAAGAGAUUUAACUUUACCAUUAUUUGGAUUAUUAUUGGUUUAUUCGGAUUAAUAACGCAACGAAAAGGAUUAUCUAUUGGAUUAAUUAGCAAUUGACUAUGUACCCAGUUGGCCACAACAAAUCCAUUCCGUCAAAAAAACCAAUGGUCUAGCUUAUUGCCAUGAUGUUAUUGCCCAUUUUCCUGCUGCUCUGUAUUGGCUUUACUCUGAUCAGGGCAGAAAGUUGUCCUCCAUCGCAGGCUAUUUUACCCUGUCGCUGUUCCUUGCGCGGAAAGGAAAUCCAGAUAUGGUGCUCACACAGCAACCUGCCUCAGAUUAUAGACGGCUUAAAAGCUGUGGAACGAAACAUAAAAGGACGGAUUGAUGAACUGGUGCUGGAGAACAACCAGUUACCAGCAUUGCCAGGACGUUUCUUUGGCAGCCUGCAGAUUGUACGACUGAUGCUGCGGCACAAUAGCAUCGAAAGGGUAUCCAAUGGAUGGCUGAAUGAGCUUGAGAACGGACUGGUGGAGAUUUUUGUGGUGGAACCUCAACUGCGCAGCAUUCCAGCGGAGAGUUUAAACGGGAUGAUUAAUAUGCUGGCCAUCACCAUCCAGAGUGAUGAGUUAAAGCAUCUUCCAGAUUUCUCUGGACUGCUUAGUUUGACCUAUCUGAGUGUCCAAACAGGAGCUCUCCAGGAGUUGCCUUCCCAUCUUUUUAGACAUCUCCCCAAAUUACAGCAUAUACAUAUAACAGGAGGCGUAGGUCUCACUCGCUUGGAGGCGGGUCUCUUUGAUGGUUUGAUUUCCCUGAAGAACCUUGAUCUCUCCCACAAUGGUCUUAAUUGGAUUCACUUGCGAGCUCUGUCCAGAUUACCCAACUUGGUCAGCUUAAAACUUUCCUACAAUCAGAUCAGUGAUGUGGGCAUGGUGGGCCGCAUUGUUAAGGAUCUGGAGCAUUUGAAGAAACUGCGUUUGGACCACAACCUCAUCACUGUUAUAGAGGACGGCUCCUUUGUGGAUCUGCCCAAUCUUUCAGAGCUUCACUUAAAUGAUAAUAGGAUUACGGAACUGCAAUAUGGAGCUUUCCUGCGCACACCUCAAUUGAAAACAAUUUAUCUGCAGAACAAUCUCAUCCGACGGAUACAUCCCGAAUCUCUACUUCAGGCUAGUGGAAGUGGCGUGGAGGCGGUCCACAUCUACAAUAAUGAGAUUGGUCAUGUGGAGGCUUUAAGGGCUUUGUUGGAUGCAUUACCCACUCUACGCUAUCUGGACAUGAGUGGCAAUCUGUUGAGCGAACUACCCUAUGGGGCUCUUCGUGGUCAUGGAACUCUAGAGCAACUGCAUCUCAACCACAACCAUCUGAGACUCAUUGAAAGGGAUGCUUUGAUGGCCAUGCCCGCCUUGAGGGAACUUCGGAUGAGGAAUAAUAGUCUGUCUUCGGAUUUACCUUUACCAUUUUGGAAUCUUCCUGGCCUAAAAGGACUCGACUUGGCUCAGAAUCAAUUUGGCAGAGUGGAUUCCCAGUUGCUGGCCGGGCUUCCCUCUUUACGACGUCUGGAUCUUAGCGAGAAUGGGCUAACCGAACUGGCACCCAAUAGUUUUCGUCAUAAUCCCCUCCUCGAAACUCUCAACAUAUCCUCCAACGAGCUGACCAAAAUCCACACUUCCACCCUAAUCCAUUUGGAGAGACUCUUUGAAGUGGAUGCCAGUUACAAUCAGCUAAAGACAGUUAUCGGAGGACUUCCUAGAAUUGUGGAGCGCAUCUCGCUGAAGGGUAACCAUAUUACUUCACUACCAGCAGCCGCUAGCAAAGACUUGCAAUUGCCCAACCUGCGAAUGCUGGAUCUUAGCCAGAAUCGCAUAGAACAACUCCCAAGACAUGGUUUUCAGGGGGCCUCGGAAUUGAGGGUUUUGAGUCUAGCUCAGAAUGAGCUACGUCAACUGGAGGACACAUCCUUUAUAGGAAUCCAACGUUUGGAGCUGCUACACUUACAGGAAAAUCAACUGGGUGAAGCGGAUGAGCGAGCUUUGCUGCCCUUAGCGGAACUAAGGAAUCUAAACCUACAGUCCAACAAAUUGGAAGCCAUUACAGAUAAUUUCUUCUCGAACAACAGUAGGCUAGAGCAGCUGGACCUAUCCAGGAAUCUCAUAAGGAGCAUCUCGCCAACGGCAUUCGAUACUCAGAGAUCUCUGGAGUAUCUGGAUCUUUCAGGAAAUGCCCUCCUGGACAUAUCAGUGGGAUUGGGUAACUUAAACAACCUGCGAGACAUCGAUCUGAGUUAUAAUCAAAUAUCCCGUGUCCAAUCCGAUGUGAUUGGUGGCUGGCGAAAUGUGGUGGAGAUUCGUUUGUCCAAUAAUCUCAUUGUAGAGCUUCAGCAAGGAACUUUCCGAAACCUUCCUAAGCUGCAAUAUUUAGAUCUAAGCAGCAAUGAGAUCCGAAAUGUAGAACCUGGAGCUCUCAAAGGACUUGAUGAACUUCAGGAAUUUGUCCUUGCUGAUAAUAAAUUAGUGGAGCUGAAGGAUCAUGUUUUUGAAGAGCUGCCAAAUCUGCUGGCAUCCCACUUUCAGUACAACAAACUGCGCUACAUCUCUCCGGAAAGCUUCCACAAUGCCAAUUCCCUGGUUUUCCUGAAUCUAUCCAAUAAUCACUUUAGAAACAUGGAGAAUAUUGGUCUUCGCAGCAUGCGCAAUCUGGAAGUUUUGGAUCUGUCCACCAAUGGGGUCAAGCUGGUGUCCACAAUGCCAUUGAAGGCACUUAAUUGGUUGGUGGAACUUAAAAUGGACAACAAUCAGAUAUGUAGGAUUCAGGGUUCUCCUUUCGAAACGAUGCCCCGUUUGCGAGUUCUCUCCAUGAGGAAUAACCAACUUAGAAGCAUUAAAGAGCGUACCUUCCGAAACCUUCGGGGAAACAUUGCUAUUUUGGAUGUGGACGGCAAUCCCAUUGACUGCAAUUGCGAAAUGCAGUGGCUCUCUGUGUGGCUGCAGGAAACAAAUUUCCCAUACCCAGGACCCAAGUGCCAAGAUGGCCGACUUCUAAGAGCAGCCCGCAUGGAGAGGAGUCUCUGUGUGGGUCCAGAUAUCUAUGGCAAUGAACGAACCGAUGGCAAUCAGUUGCCACUCCUUAAUGAGCACGGCGAUGUCUUUCAACGAGAUUUGCCUGACGAUUUCAAUGAUGAGUGUGAGGCGAGUGAGGGUACACGACUACCAGGCGAUCGCCCUCUGGUCGGGGAGAGCGAGUACUUCUAUGAUCAGUAUGUAGAUGCCACCGAAGCACCAGAUACCACCAACUCCGUGAUCAGUACAUCACAGCGACCCAAGCCGAAUCCCACACUAAACAGCAAUCUAGAUCUGAAUAAUACCAUACUCAAUACGAAAUAUUUUAAUCGAAGACCUCAGCCAGGAAAUGGAUCACCUUUUACCUUCUUUGGAUAUCCCUUGCCCAGUGUGAGUUUGGGUAGGUUCUUCGGUUUUGGAGAUCGUGGACGAAAACAGCGAACGGAUGGUGGUAUUGAUGAGAUGCCCGCCACCCAUCGAAUGGCUCAUAUAAAUCUGCCCAGUGGUCGUGGGAAAACGAGGAUGUAUCAGCCGAACAGUGCCGAGUUUGAAAAGUACUUGAAGGAUCAGCAGCAGCAGGAGAAGCAGAACAUAGCCAGGAAUCGUUAUGUGGAUACGGAGUCCACCACUUCUUCCGUGGAGGAUGCACUGAGCAAUGAGAGUGGAAGUGCCGCCACCACAGUGGGUGUCUUUCGCACCACCUUUCGUGAGCCAUCAAGCAUCGAACGCGGUGGUUUCCGUCCCAUUGUUCCAGUCCAUGUCGGUGGUUUUAUGCCUGUACAUGAUCCUCAGCAACGGCGUGGUUUGGUGGAGGCAGUAAAUGUCACCGCAAAAUCACCGGAAAUGAUCCAAGGCAAAGGCGAAAGAAAGUUUAUACCCAUUUCCAUUCAGGCAAGUCCCAGGCCAACCAAAAGUAGCAGUGAAUCUUCAGAGACGGCUACAUAUGAAGUCACAGAAACCACUCCGGAUGUUACCACGACAACACCCUUGAUGACAAGGAUCACCACCAGUACAACCAGAGCAUCUACAACGACUACAGCAAGGAGUACUACAACUACUAGUACCCAAGGCACUACUAUAUAUGACACUUCAUCCAGCAGUGAACAGCAGGAAUCACAAUAUGAUGAUGACGAUCUGGAGGCACAAUCUGUGACAUUGCUAAGGCCUCCUCCUAUGGUCCAGACAACCACAGCGGAGACGAUCUUGCUAAUUCCCCCUGCUGAAGAGCAUGUGGCGCAGAUCAAGAGUCGCUCCUGGGUGACCACCACAACGCCUCAGAGCCCGACUGACUAUCAAGUCACACCAGCCCGUCCCACAAGCACAGUGCCACCACCGCCACCUCCUUCUCCACCGUUAAGAGGUGGAGGACGCUCCACCAUCACCAAAGUGUACACGCCUUACCAGCAACAGGUGGCCCAACCCACCGCGGAGGAAUACCAACGAACUACGCCCAGUGCGGAUAACGAGGGGGUGGCCAGCGAACAUCAGCUCACGGCUAAAGCCCAGAAACGCACAGAGGUGGAACUCCUGCAGGUGGAUCGAGUAGAUCGCAAAGACGGCAUGGAUUGGUAUUAUGAGAGCUUCAAGAAGAAGCGCGACUUCAAUGGAGGUGCUGCUGUGCGGAAAACGGCCCACAAAGAGGUGUACUUUGAUGGAAUAGGUGCUUCAUCUAGUUGGAAUGGAUUGCACAAGAAAGAAAUCCUCUUCCUCAGCUUGUUAUUGUUGUGGGGAGCAUGUUAAA
Messenger RNA from Drosophila eugracilis, 5251 nucleotides. RefSeq names its product protein artichoke (gene atk). Gene Ontology annotation, molecular function: protein binding. The record is from RefSeq and is a predicted model, not a curated record. The transcript is spliced from 5 exons. Lineage: Eukaryota; Metazoa; Arthropoda; Insecta; Diptera; Drosophilidae. Bases 637 to 5250 code for a protein of 1537 amino acids.